Gallus gallus (chicken) is the source of this 3358-nucleotide messenger RNA. It is a transcript of the gene AKAP8, whose product is annotated as A-kinase anchor protein 8-like. Gene Ontology annotation, molecular function: protein kinase A regulatory subunit binding; DNA binding. Bases 935 to 3187 code for a protein of 750 amino acids. Gene Ontology annotation, cellular component: nuclear matrix; nucleus. The record is from RefSeq and is a predicted model, not a curated record. NCBI's taxonomy places the organism in Eukaryota, Metazoa, Chordata, Aves, Galliformes, Phasianidae. The transcript is spliced from 15 exons.
CGCCUCAAAAUGGCGGCGGUGGGGCCACGCCCCAACAGAACCCCCCCCACACCCCGUGAGAAAACAGUGAGAGGCGGAGGAGGGUCCGGGAGGUUUUGGGGGGGCAUCGCGGCCCUCAGUGCGAGAGGGGCCCUUAUAAAGUGGAACGGAGGGAAAUCUACAGCGGUGGGUUGAGGGAGAACGGCGUUCAGCUCCCAGAGUGGGGAUUGAGGUUUGAUGUGAGGAGGGAAGGUUUUAUUACCUUCAAGGACCUUUCCAGCCCAACUCGUUCCGUGGUUCUUUGAUCUUUAAGGGCCCUUCCAGCCCGACCGUUCUGUGACGCUGGUUUUAUGACCUUCAAGGACCUUUCCAGCCCGUUCUGUGAUCUUUAAGGACCUUUCCAACCUAAGUCACGCUGUGAUUGUGCAGUUCUGUGAUCUUUAAGGACCUUUCCAACCCAACCCAUUCUUUGAUUCCGCCUUUCUGUGUUCUUUAAGGCCCCUUCCAACCCCUUCUAUCAUUCUUUGGUUCUGUGGUUUUUAAGGGCUCUUCAACUCAGCCAUCCCACGGGAUAGCUGUAGUGCAUCUGACCUAAAAUCAAGCGUUUUGGCCUCAAAACCCACCUCACGCUCUGCCCCCCUGUGAUGCCUCCCGUAGAUCGUUUUAUUAAGGGUUGGUAAUGCUAUGGGUAGAAAAAUUGCCUCUUAUUUCCCAAAUAUUUCAUGAGUUUUCCUCUUGGGACACACCUGCUGAUCAGACACCGCUGACAUUGGGUUGUUAAUAACUGCUUGCUGGGGCAGCACGGAGCUCAUUCAGCUCUCUGAGUAGGUGUUCCCCACGGAGAGGGCUCAGCUGGGCUUCAUUUUCUGAUUGGUUUUAAGGUUAUGGCUCCUGGAAUGCUGGAGCCGCCAACACACAAGGUACCUACGCAACGAGUGCCACAAGCUGGCAAGGCAUGGCAGCAAAGGAGAACUACGAGGGGUCCUCGUGGCAGAGCUGGCAGUCCCACUACGAGAGCCCCAGGGCGGACAUGGGGAAGGCUGCACAAGGCUACGAAGGUUAUAACUACUACAGCGCCCCAAGCACGGCCUCCAGCACCGCCGCCACCUACAGCUACGGCCCCACCGCCACCCCCAGCUCCUGGGACACCCCCAAAGCCCCUGAGCUGCCCCUCAGCGACGUCGGCAUCGCCUCCUACAGCAGCGAUCCCACUCCCAGCGACAACUCCGACUCCAUCAUCGCCAAAAUCAACCAGCGCCUCGACAUGCUGUCCAAGGAGGGCAGCGGAGGGGCCGGGGAGGGCGUGGAGGAGCAGGAGAGCUCCUUCAGGUUCGACUCCUUCGACUCCUACGACUCCCGAUCCUCCCUACCCGACCACGACGCCUUCCGCUCCCCCUACGACUACGAAUCCGGCCCCGACCGCUCCGAUUCCUUCGGGAGCCACUUUGACAGCCGCCAGGACCAAACCCGAACCCGAGGCAGCGGUUACGGCGCGGCGCGGGGCCGGGGCCAGAACCGACCGCAGAACCGGGGCCGCCCCAACGCUUACGGUCGCCCCGAACACUUCAUGCCCUCUUCCAGCUCUGAGCGGCUGUCGGCGCGUUGGAACGAGCUGAACUACAUGGGGGGCCGCGGAGGGGGGCCCAACCGCCUGCCCUCCCUCUUCUCCCAAGCCCUGGUCCCCGAAUACGGCGACUACGGAGACUACGGCGACUACGGGGAUUAUGGGGAUUACGGUGACUACGGGGAUUACGGAGACUACGGCGUGAUGGGGAUGUCGGGCGUGGGAAUGGGGCGGUACGGGAGCGCGCCCUACGGAUACGGAGCGGGGCGGCAGCGCAGCCAGGAGCGGAUGGGCAGCGCGCCGUGGCACGGGAAUGUGCUGGGGCCCAAAAGGAGAGGAUUUCGAAACCGCUCCGGGGUCCGAUCCGAGAGCGAAGGGGGACGCAAACGGAAGCAGUCUCAGAGUGGUGAUGAACCUGACAGCAAACAGGCGAAGAGCGACAGCGACGGCGACGACACCGACAACGCAGAUGAGGGCGAAGGAGAGGAGAAGUCAGGAGACGAAGCUGACAAAGCAUCCGGAGAUGGCUACGAGGAUGAUGAUGAGGAGAUGAAGAAGAAGAGAGAGAAGCAGAGGAGGAGGGACAGGAUGCGUGACCGCGCCAUGGACAGGAUCCAAUUCGCCUGCUCCGUCUGCAAAUUCCGCAGCUUUGAGGAAGAGGAGAUCCAGAAACACCUCCAGAGCAAAUUCCACAAAGAGACCUUACGUUACAUUGGAACCAAACUCCCCGACAAGACGGUCGAGUUCCUGCAGGAGUACAUCGUCAACAGGAACAGGAAGAUUGAGAAGCGCCGCCAGGAGCUGACGGAGAAGGAGGGCGUGAAGCAGAAGCCGGAUCCCUUCAAGGGCAUUGGCCAGGAACACUUCUUCAAGAAGAUCGAGGCUGCUCACUGCAUGGCCUGUGACAUGCUGAUCCCUGCCCAGAACCACCUCCUGCAGCGGCACCUGCGCUCCGCAGAGCACAACCGGAACCGCAGGAUGGCCGCCGAGCAGUUCAAGAAGACCAGCCUACACGUGGCCAAGAGCGUCCUGAACAACAAACACAUCGUGAAGAUGCUGGAGAAGUACCUCAAGGGGGAAGAUCCGUUCACGGAUGAGAUGGCAGAGGAAGAAGGGGCGGAAGGAGGAGCGAGCGGAAGCGGCGCCGCCGAUGUCGGGGGUUCGGGUGACGCCACCGCAGACCUGGGGGACAGUGCGGAUCCGGGUGACGUCCCCAAGGAUCCGGCUGACAGCAGCAAGGAGCUGGGCGGCAGCGAGGACGGCUGUGACGGCCCCAAGGUCACGGCUGACACUGAAGGGACGGGUGACGACGCGAAGGAAGCGGGUGACGCCGGCGGGCUGGGAGAUGCCAAAGAUCCGGGUGACGGCACCGAGGAUAGGGGUGACACCAGCGAGGCUCCGGGUGACGGCACAGCUCCAGGUGAUGCUGAGGAUGCCGCAGGCGCAGCUCCGCCGGCAGCAGAAGAGCCCCACGAGGAGUUCCUCCGCCGCCCACCCCGGCCCCCACUGCUGCCCCCAUUCCUACAGGAUGAGGACCCCCCCCAGGACGAGGAAGAACCCCCCAAAAGCGGACCUGAGGGUGGGGAGAAAGAGGAGGAGGAGGAGGAGGAGGAAGCAGCUCUGGCAGCAGCUGAGCAGCUCUGAAUAUCCCCACACUGUUGAAAAACCACGGAAUCCGUCCACACUUCCCAAGAACGCACGUGAGGGCGGCACCGCUUUGGUUUUGGGGCAUUUCGUUGGGAUUUUAGGAUUGAAAAGUCGUCGUUUGUUGGUUGGUUGGUUGGUUUGGGGGGGAAUAAAUCGGAUUGUAUCUAC